GCUGCUGCUCUGGUUCAGGCUUGAGAGGAAGGGAGCUACCACUGGGGCAGGACAUUCACUUGUACUGAGGAGAGAGUGGGGGUACUAGUGGGGCAGCGCAGACACUUAGCAUCUUGUUGAUGUCCACAUGAGUUGACUUGUCUACCUCAGCUUUGAGAUGACUGCUGACCCCCAAGCUGGGCAAACCACCAGACUCCUCUCCAGCUUCCUCUCCCAGGGGAACCAGAGGGUGAGCAGGGCACACAAACAUAUUGGGGCAGGGCAAAGUGAGGCCUGGGCCCAGCUCACCUGCCAUGGGCAGCAAGGCCUGCAGUUGCUCCACACCUGCCUCCUCGGGGACCAGGGUCAGCUCCACCUCAGGCUCCACCUCAGCCUCAGCCUCCCUGUCCCCUUCCCCUGCCUGGUUCAGCUCAGGGUUGCAAUAGUUGAUGUACUGGUACAGGGGCCGCAGGCGCUGGGCCUUUCCUGCAAGGACCCAGAGCAGGGCAGGGGCUGGAGCAUCAAGCCGUACCAUGUCAGGGGUCCAGCAGGCAGGUGGAAAAGGGAAGGCCCAGGGACUGCCACUCACGCUCCAGCCCCAAGGUCUCUGAAGGCACAGACACUGUGCUGGCUACCACUGGGAGCACUGGGGUCCCUAGACUCUUGCGCUUCUUGGCUUUUUUGUGCUGUUUGGCAGACGGUGAGGGCUCACUCUGGCUAUUUUCCAGCUCCUCCUUCUGCAGCAGCAGCCCUUGUGGCAGCUCAGCUUCAGCCCUAAGAUGGGCUUGGUGGCUGGAUCCUGGGAGACUGGGGGACAAGGAGACCUGAGGAGUCAGCCUUCAGGCUUAGCUCUUGCCCCCUGAGCCUAAGAAAUAGCCCUUCCUGCCUAUCACCCCAGGCCUAGAUUCUUGUCCCUUUCCUGGCCAGUAAGGCCCUGGGCUGAAAGGGGCCAAAAGCUCAUGUGAGCUCAGUCCCCUCCAAGGCCUUGAGACUCCCUCUCUGGAUGAUCCCUUCAUCAGGGCACUUGAGGGACAGCAGAGGUGAGGAGUGAUGGUGGUGGCCAGGGAUGGAUAAGGAAGCACACUACAGGAAUGCCCAAUUGAGGAUUUUUUUUUUCCUGCAACCACAGCAUGUGGAAACUCCCAGGCAAAGGAUUGAACUUAUGCUGCAGCUGCAGCCUGAUCCACAGCUGCAGCAACACCAGAUCCUUAAGCUGCUGUGCCACACGGGAACUUAAUGAUUAGGAAUCUUACUAGGGUGAUAGCCACCUUCACUCUCCACCUCCCACCCCCAGCCCUGCAGCUCCUUCCUUCUGAAGGUCCCCUCACUUGACAGGCUUCCUCUUCGGACCAUGAUUGGGCUUCACAAUGGAGGUUAUAGGCCUGGGGCCUCUCUCCUCUAGUGCCUCUGCUACUGGCUUGAGCCUCUUUUCCUCCAUCUUGAGUCUUUCCUCCAGGAGCUCUGGCUCUGAGACUGCUCCUGUUGGACACUUGUCUUCACCCUGGGUCUGGCAGGCCACAAGGGCUGGCUCCAGGCACUGGUCUCCCAUCACUGGACACUAGAAGUGACACAUAGGUAAUUGGUCACCACGACCAGGCAAAGGGUAAAGGGAUCAGUCAUUAAACAUCAAACACAGAUGAGGGCACCAUCCCAUGCCCUUCCCAGGCUAUGGAGCCUGUCCUGGCAAUUAGGGAGGGGGUCGUUGCACAGAGUUGGUCUCCUAAAGCGCUGUGCCCAAGUGUUUGAGGGCUACACAGCCUAAUGGUCAACUCAGAAUUCUGAGCGUAGCCAGUGGGCACCUCAGUGAGCUGUGCCAGCCCCACAGCCGUCUUUUCCUGGGUCCCUGGCCGCCUCUCAUCCCCUGCUGAAGCCAUUGCUCAGGGGAUCAGAGCAUCCUCGACGGUUGCUUGGAAGGUGGGGUGGGUGGGAGGUGGAAGGCGGGCCCCGAGGGAGUCAGACUGGCAGACUCAGAGCUGAUCUCAGAGAAGAGCUGGGUUGAGAAGAGCAACUGGCAGCCGUUCUGCCCCACGCUCAGCUGGAACUACAAGCCCCAGAAGGCUUUGCGCCAGGGGGCAUUGGCCCCUGACCUCAGGGAAGGAAACCACCGUUACCUGGCAACAGCAAACCCAUCGGGUGGCAGCUGAGGGCGGUAAAACUGCUUGGGUGAGCCCCCGCCCGGGUGUUGCGGAAGAGGGGCCGCUAACCCCGCUGGGAAGUGAUUUUGGCGACGACGGCGGCAUGUGUGAGGGUCCGUCCGGCAUCUCGGGGCCUAUCCCCCCAGACCCUACGCUCUGCCCUGACUACUACCGGCGGCCGGCCUCGGCCCAAGGGCGCCUUGAGGGAAACGCGCUGAAGUUGGACCUGCUAACCUGGAACCCAGACCUAGAAGUCACCCCUCCCAGCGGCCCCCGCAUGGGUCCCGGAGCCCGAGAAAUUCUGGAGCGUGGCCGGCGCGGCGUGAGUGGCAUGCUGCUGCAGCUCGAGGGUAUCUCCCUAGGCCCAGGGGCCUCUCCCAAGCGGAAGGACCCUAAAGACCACGAGCAGGAGAACCUGAGGCGGAUCAGGGAGAUCCAGAGGCGCUUCCGUGAGCAGGAGCGCACCCGGGAGCAGGGCCAGCCUAGGCCCCUGAAGGCUCUGUGGCGCUCACCCAAGUAUGACAAAGUGGAGUCCCGUGUCAAGGCCCGGCUGCAGGAGCCCGGCCCUGCUUCCGGGACAGAGCCUGCCCACUUCCUGCGGGCACACUCUCGCUGUGGCCCUGGGCUCCCACCACCCCGUGUCCCCAGUCCCCAGCUAACCCCGCCAGGUCCCAAUGCUAAGGGGCCAGGCCCAGGUGUGGACUUCAUUACCCACAAUGCCCGCACUGCCAAGAGGGCCCCCCGGCGGCAUUCUCGCUCGCUCCAAGUCCUGUCACAGGUGCUGGAGCAGCAACGGCAAGCCCAGGAGCACUAUAAUGCCACACAGAAGGGUCACGUGCCCCAUUAUUUGUUGGAGCGCAGGGAUCUGUGGCGACGGGAGGCUGAGGCCCGUCAGCACAGCCAGCCAGACCCGGCCAUGCCCCCUGGCCACACUCGCAUGCCUGAGAACCAGCGGCUGGAGACACUGAGCAACCUGCUCCAGAGCCAGAGCCAGCUGCUGCGUGAGCUGGUGCUGUUGCCUGCUGGGGCAGAUUCCCUGAGGGCCCAGAGCCACCGUGCUGAACUGGACCGGAAGCUGGUGCAGGUAGAGGAGGCCAUCAAGAUCUUUUCCCGCCCCAAGGUCUUUGUGAAGAUGGAUGCCUGAGUCCUUUCCUGGUUGUAGGCGGGUUUCGGGGAGGAUUGCUACAUGAUUGCAAAGGGCCGGAUUGGGCCCAAUAAUAGAGUGGCCCUCAAGACAGGAGCAGUGGGGUGGGCAGUAUCCCCAGAGCACUCUUCACAGCCACUGGUGGCUGUGGAAGGGCCAUCUCAGCCUCUUAAUCACUUUGUCAAAAUUAAACCUUUUGUACACAGC
Sus scrofa (pig) is the source of this 3465-nucleotide messenger RNA. It is a transcript of the gene ENKD1, whose product is annotated as enkurin domain containing 1. Gene Ontology annotation, cellular component: cytoplasmic microtubule. The record is from RefSeq and is a predicted model, not a curated record. Lineage: Eukaryota; Metazoa; Chordata; Mammalia; Artiodactyla; Suidae.